GGGAGGCCAGGGGUUGGGGGCAAAGGCGGUGGAGGGGCUGACCUGGCGCAGGCGGAGGGCUGAGUGCCGCGUGCCCCCGAAGACCCGACUGGAGCGCCGGGGCCGGCUCGGGAUGAGGACGCGCUGGGCAACCCCUCGCCGUGCGGCGCAGCUACUCAUGCUGCUCCUCCUGGGCCUCGGGCUGGUGGAGCCCUCUGGCCGCUCAGGUAAUGAUCCAUUCAGCAUCGUCAGUGAAAACACAGGCAAGUGCAUCACGCCGCUGAACGACUGGAUAGUGGCAAAGGACUGUGACGAAACCAAGGACAUGUUGUGGAAGUGGGUGUCCCAGCAUCGGCUCUUUCAUUUGCAGUCCCAGAAGUGUCUUGGCCUAGAUAUUACCAAACCCGCAGAUUCCUUGAGAAUGUUCAGCUGCGACUCCAGUGCCAUGCUGUGGUGGAAAUGUGAGCACCACUCUCUCUACGGGGCUGCCCAGUACCAGCUGGCCCUGAAGGGCGGACACGCCAUAGCAAGUACAAAUUCAUCGGAUGUCUGGAAGAAAGGAGGCUCAGAGGAAAGCUUGUGUGCCCAGCCUUACCACGAGAUCUAUACUAGAGAUGGGAACUCUUUCGGGAGACCUUGUGAAUUUCCCUUCUUAGUUAAUGGGACCUGGCAUCAUGAGUGCAUUUUUGAUGGAGAUCGCAGUGGGCCAUGGUGUGCAACUACCUUAAAUUACGAAUAUGAUCAGAAGUGGGGCAUCUGCUUACAACCAGAAAGUGGCUGUGAAGAUAAUUGGGAAAAGAACGAGGAGAUUGGAAGUUGCUACCAAUUUAAUAUUCAGGCAACUCUUUCUUGGAAAGAAGCUUAUGUUUCAUGUCAGAAUCAAGGAGCUGACUUACUGAGCAUCAACAAUGCUGCUGAGUUAACUUAUCUUAAAGGAAAAGAAGGCAUCGCAAGAAUUUUCUGGAUUGGCCUAAAUCAGCUGUACUCUGCUAGAGGCUGGGAAUGGUCAGACCACAGGCCGUUAAACUUUCUCAACUGGGACCCAGAUGUGCUGAUGACACCUACCAUUGGCAGAUCAAGCUGUGCAAGAAUGGAUGCCGAUUCAGGUCUGUGGCAGAGUUUUUCCUGCGAGGCUCGACUGCCCUACGUCUGUGAGAAACUGUUAAAUAGCACAGCGGAGUUGACAGAUGUGUGGACAUACUCAGAUACCCACUGUGAUGCUGCAGACUGGGUGCCAAAUGAUGGCUUUUGCUAUCUGCUGGUCAAUGAAAGUGAUUCCUGGGAUAAGGCGCAUACGACAUGCCAAACCUUCAGCAGUGACCUCAUCAGCAUUCAUUCUUUAGCAGAUGUGGAAGUAGUUGUCACAAAACUUCAUAAUGGGGAUGCCGAAGAGGAAAUGUGGACAGGCCUUAGGAAUAUAAAUACACCAGCCCUAUUUCAGUGGUCAGAUGGUACUGAAGUUACUCUAACUUACUGGGAUGAGAAUGAGCCACAAGUUCCCUAUAAUAAGACUCCCAACUGCGUUUCCUAUUUUGGAAAGCUCGGUCAGUGGAAGGUCCAAUCAUGUGAGGAGAAACUUAAAUAUGUGUGUAAGAAAAAGGGAGAAAAAUUGAAUGACACAAGAUCUGAUAAGAUGUGUCCUCCAGAUGAGGGCUGGAAGAGACAUGGAGAGACCUGUUAUAAGAUUUACAAGGAUGAAGUCCCCUUUGGGACCAACUGCAAUCUGACUAUAACUAGCAGAUUUGAGCAAGAAUAUCUGAAUGAUAUGAUUAAAAAGCAUACUGUGUCUCCAGAAAAAUACUUCUGGACUGGCCUGAGAGAUACAGGUGCAAAUGGAGAAUAUAGCUGGGCAAGUGUUGGUGGAAUAAAGCGGGCUGUAACCUUUUCCAAUUGGAAUUUUUUUGAGCCAGCUUCUCCAGGAGGGUGUGUGGCUAUGGCUACUGGAAAGUCUCUUGGAAAGUGGGAGGUAAAAGACUGCAGAAGUUUCAGGGCACUUUCAAUUUGCAAGAAAAUAAGUGGACACUCUGAGCCUGAAAAAGCAGCCCCCAAGCCUGAAGACCCCUGUCCUGAAGGCUGGCACAGUUUCCCCUCAGGUCUUUCUUGUUACAAGCUAUUUCAUAGAGAAAGAAUUGUAAGAAAGAGAAACUGGGAAGAAGCUGAGCGAUUCUGCCAAGCUCUUGGAGGACACCUUCCUAGCUUCAGACACAUGGAUGAAAUAAAGGAGUUUCUUCACUUUUUAGUAGAACAGUUCAGUGACCAGCGUUGGCUAUGGAUAGGCUUGAAUAAAAGGAGCCCUGACUUACAAGGAUCCUGGCAAUGGAGUGAUCAUACACCAGUGUCUACUAUUAUCGCGGCAAAUGAGUUUCAGCAGGAUUAUGAUAUCAGAGACUGUGCUGCUGUCAAGGUCAUUCAAAGGCCAUGGCGAAGAAGCUGGUAUUUUUAUGAAGACAGAGAAUUUAUGAAUCUAAGGCCUUUUGCUUGUGAUGCAAAACUCGAAUGGGUGUGCCAGAUUCCAAAAGGUCAUACUCUAAAAAUACCAGACUGGUACAAUCCAGAGCGUGCUGGCAUUCAUGGACCUCCAGUUGUAAUAGAUGGGAGUGAAUAUUGGUUUGUUGCUGAUCCCCGCUUAAGCUAUGAAGAAGCUGUUCUGUAUUGUGAUAGCAAUCACAGUUCUCUGGCUAGUUUAACAUCUUUUACAGGACUAAGAGCCGUCAGAAACAAGAUAGCAAAUAUAUCUAGUGACGAGCAGAAAUGGUGGGUGAGAACAACGGAACAAGUGAUAUCACAUCGUUUUAUAUACUCACGAGACCCAUGGCAUCACUUUCCUAUACUAUUUGGAGAGGAAUGCUUUUACCUGUCUGCCAGGACUUGGUUUAAUGAUUUACGAAAACCUGCAGACUGUAGUACCAAGUUGCCCUUUGUCUGUGAAAAAUACAAUGUAUCUUCAUUAGAAAAAUAUAGUGCAGAUUCUGCAGCUAAAGUGCAGUGCUCUGGGGAUUGGAUUACUUUUCAGAACAAGUGUUUUCUAAAGAUCAAACCCAAGUCUGUCGCGUUUUCUGAAGCCAGUGAUAUUUGUCAUACCUAUGGUGGAACCCUUCCUUCGGUCUUGAGCCAGAGAGAACAAGAUUUUAUUACAUCUCAGCUUCCGGAUAUGGAUGCUUCUUUAUGGAUUGGUUUGCGCUGGACUGCUUAUGAAAAGAUAAACAAAUGGAUGGAUAACAGACAGCUGACAUACAGUAACUUUCACCCAUUAUUGGUUGGUCGGAGGCUGCAAAUACCACCAAAUAUUUUUGAUGAAGAGGCAUCUUACCACUGUGCUGUAAUGCUCAACCUCCAAAAAUCACCUUUUACUGGGAUGUGGAAUUUUACUUCCUGUAGUGAACACCAUACUCUGGCUCUGUGUCAGAAAUACUCAGAAAUUGAAAGCAGACAGACCUUGCAGAAUACUUCAGAGACUGUGAAGUAUCAAAAUAACCUGUACAAAAUAAUCCUGAAGACCCUGACUUGGACCGAUGCUCUGAGAGAGUGUCAGAAAGAGAACAUGCACCUGGUGAGCAUCACAGACCCUCACCAGCAGGCCUUCCUGACUGUGCAGGCGGCCCUUCGUAACUCUUCUUUGUGGAUCGGACUCUCCAGUCACGACGAUGAACUCAAUUUUGGUUGGUCAGAUGGGAAACAUCUUCAAUUUAGUCGCUGGCCUGAAAAUAAUGAACAACUUGAAGACUGUGUAGUAUUAGACACUGAUGGAUUCUGGAAAACAUCGGAUUGCGAUAAUAAUCAACCAGGCGCUAUUUGCUAUUAUUCAGGAAAUGAGACUAAGAAAGAGGUCAAACCAGUUGACAGUGUUCAGUGCCCAUCUCCUGUUCUAAAUACUCCAUGGAUACCAUUUCAGAACUCUUGCUACAAUUUCUUGAUAACAGAAAAUAGAUACAAAGUAACAACACAAGAUGACGUUCAUUCUAAAUGCCAGACACUGAAUCCAAAAUCACAUAUUCUGAGUAUUCGAGAUGAAAAAGAGAACAACUUUGUUCUUGAGCAGCUUCUACACUACAAGUACAUGGCUUCAUGGGUCAUGUUAGGUAUAAUUUAUGAAAAUAAUUCUCUUAUGUGGUCUGACAAGACUACGCUAUCAUAUACACAGUGGAGGUCAGGAAGACCAGCUAUAAAAAAUAGCAAGUUUGUUGCUGGCUUGAGUACUGAUGGCUUCUGGGAUAUUCAAACCUUUAAUGUUGUUGAAGACUUACUAUACUUUCACCAGCACAGCAUUCUGGCUUGUAAAAUUGAAAUGGUUGACUACAAGGAAGAAUAUAAUACUACUCUGCCACAGUUUAUUCCAUAUGAAGAUGGUAUUUAUAAUGUUAUUCAAAAAAAGGUAACAUGGUAUGAAGCAUUAAAUGCAUGUUCUCAAAGUGGAGGUCAUUUGGCAAGUGUUCAUGACCAAAAUGGCCAGCUUUUUCUGGAAGAUAUCGUAAAGCGUGACGGAUUUCCACUAUGGGUUGGGCUCUCAAGUCAUGAUGGAAGUAAAUCAAGUUUUGAAUGGUCUGAUGGCAGUGCCUUUGACUAUAUUCCAUGGAAAGAUAAAAAAUCUGCUGGAAAUUGUGUUGUCUUGGAUCCAAAAGGAAUUUGGAAGCAUGAAAACUGCAACUCUGUUAAGGAUGGUGCUAUUUGUUAUAAACCUACGGAAUCUAAAGAGGUGUCCUCUUAUACUUACUCAUCAAGAUGUCCAGCAGCAAAAGGGAACAAGUCACAGUGGAUUCAGUACAGGGACCAUUGUUAUAUGUCUGACCAGGCAUUGCACAGUUUCUCAGAAGCCAGAUGGUUUUGUUCAAAGCUUGCCCAUUCUGCAACUAUCGUUACCAUAAAGGAUGAAGAUGAGAAUAAAUUUGUGAGCAGACUAAUGAGGGAAAAUAAUAACAUUACCAUGAGAGUUUGGCUUGGAUUAUCUCAACUUUCUGCUGAUCAGUCUUGGAAUUGGUUAGAUGGAUCAAAAGUGACAUUUGUCAAAUGGACAAAUAAAAUUAAGAGUGGCAGUGGACAAUGUAGCAUUUUGUUAGCUUCAAAUGAAACUUGGACAAAAGUUGAAUGUUCACGUGGCUAUGGAAGAGUUGUCUGCAAAGUUCCCUUGGACUGCCCUUCAUCCACCUGGGUUCAGUUCCAAGACAGUUGUUACAUUUUUCUUCAAGAAGCCAUCAAAGUUGAAAGCAUAGAGGAUGUCAGAAAUCAGUGUACUAAUCAUGGAGCAGACAUGAUAAGCAUACAUAAUGAAGAAGAAAAUGCUUUUAUAUUGGAUACUUUGAAAAAUCAAUGGAAAGACCCAGCUGAUAUCUUAUUAGGCAUGUUUUUUGACACAGAUGAUGCCAGUUUCAAGUGGUUUGAUAAAUCAAAUAUGACAUUUGUUAAAUGGUCAGACCAAGAAGAUGGCGAGGAGCUAGUUGACACCUGUGCCUUUUUGCACACCAAGACAGGUGAUUGGAAAAAAGGAAAUUGUGAAGUUUCUUCUGUGGAAGGAACCCUUUGUAAAGCAGCUAUCCCAUAUGAAAAGAAAUAUUUAUCAGAUAACCGCAUUUUAAUAUCAGCUUUGGUGAUUGCUAGCACAGUUAUUUUGACAGUUUUGGGAGCAGUUGUUUGGUUCUUGUACAAAAGAAGUUUGGAUUCUGGUUUCACCACAGUUUUUUCAACAGCACACCAAUCACCUUAUAAUGAUGACUGUGUUUUAGUAGUUGCAGAGGAAAACGAAUAUGAUAUUCAAUUUAACUAAGACUUUGGAAAUGUCAGAUUAAGACAUCAAAUACCUUUCCUCUGCAAGAUUUCAAUAUAAAACCUAUGAAAAUUAAUUUUUAUGAUAUAUUUUAUUCCAGUAACAUUCAUUACUUUUAUGUAAUCACUGAUCAUGACAAAAUUUAUCUUUAGGUUCAUUAUAAAAACAAAAGGAGUAACAACCUUGGAUAUAAUUUAAUGGUUUUAACCACCUCCCAAGUGCAUCUUUCGGAGAAGGCAAUGGCACCCCACUCCAGUACUCUUGCCUGGAAAAACCGAUGGACGGAGGAGCCUGGUAGGCUGCAGUCCAUUGGGUCGUUAGGAGUCGGACAUGACUGAGCGACUUCACUUUCACUUUUCACUUUCACACACUGGAGAAGGAAAUGGCAACCCACUCCAGUGUUCUUGCCUUGAGAGUCCCAGGGACGGGGGAGCCGUCUAUGGGGUCCCACAGGGUCGGACACAACUGAAGUGACUUAGCAAGUGCAUCUUUCACUUGACUUAAGGAAACCAGGUAAAAAUAAAAAUCCAGUCUACUUGUCUUACCUCCUCUAUCUUCCUCCCAUUGAGUUGAACCACCUUAGUUGAAAAAAAAUUCUACUUACCACUAGUUUUAGCAAUCACUAGAUCUUUAGCAAUUUCUAUUGUCUUGCUCCUUUACCAAUAAGAUAUGGAGAAUACACCUACCCUUAAAAGAUUCUCAUUUAGAUAUCACUUAUGCUGGUUACUCUGGUUAAUUCCUUUAAUACAUCUAUCUCCCUUUAGGAUUUAAAUGUAUUAGAUGCAGAAAAUUUUACAGAUUUUAACAUCCCAUAUGCCAUAUAAUUAUAUAAUUUUAAUACUUUUUAGAAUACUGUUUUGGACCACAGCAUUAACAUUAUUUAGCACUGAUCAUAAAUGGUCAGGAUCUCAGUAAGAUUUUAUGAAGCAAAAAAAAUUACAGCCAUACCAUACCAGGAAGGUGUGGAGGAGGCUGACAUAUGGGUAAUGUAUAGAGCCCUUUAAGGAUUUUUCUCCUGCUGCCAUAUCCUACCAUAUCUGUUCCUAUGUAUCUCAUGCUCCCCAAGCCUCAAUGAAGUAUUUCAAUGACAUGAAAACUGUGUAAGCAAUAACUAAACAGAAGAACUACAUACUACUGUAGUGAUGAUGUUCAAGUUUCUGGUAUGUAUAUUGUACAUUUUAAGACAGAAUCAUUUGGUGGUAAAAUAUGAAAAUGCAGUAAAACUGAAACAAGAAUGCUUUCUUUAGCAACUUUUAUAACUUAACAUUCUGAGAAAAGAUAAGGUAUGUAGUUAACAAAAUUGUAUUUACUAUAUGAAAAAACUUGAAAGUGCAAGAAAGUAAAUUCUCCCUAAUGCAUAUCCCAUCAAUCAUUUUAUGAGAAUACUUUUCAUAUGUAGAGACACUCUCUCAAGCUUGACCAGUGGCAACAAAGUCAUAGCUUGUGACACCUGUUUCCACUGGCCACCAUGAAGCAGAAUCAUUCCUCAUCACAAUUAAUGGCAGUUUUUUUUAAACAAGACGUGAAUAACUCCAAAGUGAUGAUAACAUAUUUGACUGUCGUACUAAAGAAGAGAUUUUAUACUAGGUGUUACUACACAAUUAUGUUUUGUAAGAUUGAGAUUUUGUGUUAUUGACUGAGAUGUCUAUUUUAUUGAGUAUUAACAGGGCUAUUAAUCAUGAACAUUAGACUGGAAUUCCUUCCUGCUUUUCUAACUAAAAUUCUACCAAUCCUUUAAGAAUUAAGACUAACUUUUUGUUCUUAAAACUUUCUAUCACAAAUCUUUUACAAUAUGUAUUUCAGUAGCCACCGGCCACAUGUGGCAAUUUAAAGUUCACUUCCUCAAUUAACACUAGCCAUAUUUCAAAUGCUCAGAUCACAUGCAGUCAGUAGCUACCAUAUUUGGCAAUAUUUCCAUUAUGAUAGAAAGUUUCACUGAAAAAUGAUGUUCCAGUCUCCUGUUCCAUUUCUAUAUAACUAAUAAUUUCUUCAGUUCAUUUCAAUAACUUCUACCUAAUGACAGCUCUACCAAAAUGGUUGUUCUAAGUGAUUUGAUUUUUCAUGUUAGAUUUCAAACAAGUCCUUAAAAGUCCCUGGUAAUGCAGUGCUAAAUCUUAAUUUCCUUUAUAUAUUUGAACAUCUGUAACAGGCCUUUGUUACACUUGUUCACUGCUCAACAGAUAACUGGAUAAUUCAAAUCUGUAUUUAUUUUUAAUAUUAGUAAUAACAUAAGCAUGCCUGUUUACACUCAGAAUGUAAAAACUGCUUUUCUUCAAACAUCUUGAUUCUAUCUAAUAAUGACAAUGUAAUUCUUAGCUUUGGUAGCUGUUGUUACCAUUGUUUCUUUUAGUUACCAUUUACUUUUAACAUUUUAUUAGAAAUUUGUAUUCUUAAAAUUCUUAGGAAUUUGAAUAUUGUAUGGUCUCUAUUUUGUUCAGAAUCUAAAAAAUGAUAACCAAUGAAAGAUUUUUCUUAAUUCACAUUUACAGGUUAUUAGAAGCUUAUAUAAUAUUGAAAUACUAAGUAGUACUAACGAACUUAGGAUACUAUAAAGCUCAAGUCACUGGGGUCAGAGUCAGACAUGACUGAAGUGACAGCAGCAGCAGCAGCAAGACACUGUGUAUGUCAUUUAGCAGUUAAUUUAGAAAAACUAUAAAUAAACUACGCAUACCAAUGGAAUGUAUUCUACCAUUUACUUAAAAUUUUUAAAUAAAAAAAUUUGUAGGUUAAGAAGACA
Dama dama (fallow deer) is the source of this 8474-nucleotide messenger RNA. It is a transcript of the gene LY75, whose product is annotated as lymphocyte antigen 75. The transcript is spliced from 39 exons. Gene Ontology annotation, molecular function: signaling receptor activity. The record is from RefSeq and is a predicted model, not a curated record. Bases 113 to 5737 code for a protein of 1874 amino acids. NCBI's taxonomy places the organism in Eukaryota, Metazoa, Chordata, Mammalia, Artiodactyla, Cervidae.